CAGCAGCAGCUGUGGGAUAGAACUGCUCCAACCUAAAAGUGGCCCAGGGCUCUAGAGCCAGAGAGGAACUAGAAAGCAGCCUUCUCAGAGCAUGCUCCUCAACACAGCAGGCCGGCCAGUCUGAAGCCCCCCGGGAAGUGUGCAUUUUAUGCCCUUCCAAUGGUAGCCAGAAUGGGAAGAGAUGGACUCCAGCAGACAGAGCCAGCACCAACCUUGGACACUCGCUCCCCUUUGGUUCGCUGCUCAUGGGGGGCUCCUAGGGCAUCUCCCAUCUCUGACUGCCUCUCCAGCUGCAUCUCUGGCCCAGGAGAACGGAGCAGCUCUGCAGGACCUUCGAAAGCGGCCUCGGCAAAGAGCUGCACGCCCAACUGAUCGCCCAGGACAAGCAGAAUAAACACACGAGCUACAUCUCAGGUCCCUGGUUUGAUAUGUACCUGUCUGCCCGAGACUCCAUUGUUCUGAACUUUAAUCCAUUCAUGUCUUUCAACCCCGACCCAAAGCCCGACUACAACGACCAGCUCCUCCGGGCAACCAACUUAACCGUGUCAGCCGUGCGCUUUCUGAAGACUCUCCGGGCCGGGCUCCUGGAGCCCGAGGUCUUCCACCUGAACCCGGCCAAGAGCGACACCGACGCCUUCAGGAGAAUCAUCCGCCUCGUGCCUUCGUCCCUGGCCUGGUAUGGCGCCUACCUGGUCAACGCCUACCCCCUGGACAUGUCGCAGUAUUUCAGACUUUUCAAUUCAACCCGGCUGCCCAGGCCCGGGCGAGAUGAGCUUUUUACUGAUGAGAAGGAGAAGCACCUCCUGGUGCUGAGGAACGGGAACUUUUACGUCUUCGACGUCCUGGACCGAGACGGGAACAUAGUGGAGGCCGCGGAAGUGCACGCCCACCUGCAGUACAUCCUCUCGGACAGCAGCCCCGCUCCCGAGUUCCCUCUGGCGUACCUGGCCACCGAGAACCGCGACACCUGGGCGGGCCUGCGGCAGGAGCUGCUGAGCAGCGGGAACGGGGAGGCGCUCGGCAAGGUGGACUCGGCCGUGUUCUGUCUCUGCCUGGACGGCUUCCCCAUCACAGACCUGGUCCAUCUGUCGCACACCAUGCUGCAUGGGGACGGCGUGAACCGGUGGUUCGACAAGUCCUUCAACCUCAUCGUGGCCAAAGAUGGGACCGCCGCCGUGAACUUCGAGCACUCGUGGGGCGACGGCGUCGCCGUGCUCAGGUUCUUCAACGAGGUAUUCAAAGACAGCACCCGGAGCCCCGCCGUGGCGCCCCAGGCGCGGCCGGCCCCCGUCGACUCGUCGCAGGCUGUGCAGAAGCUCCAUUUCCGACUGAACGACGCCUUAAAAGCUGGGAUCGCCAAGGCCAAAGCCCAGUUCGACGCCACCAUGCAGACGCUCACGAUCGACAGCAUCCAGUUUCAGAGAGGAGGCAAGGAGUUCCUGAAGAAGCACAAGCUCAGCCCCGACGCGGUGGCGCAGCUCUCCUUCCAGAUGGCCUUCCUCCGGCAGUACGGGCAGACGGUGGCUACCUACGAGUCCUGCAGCACGGCAGCCUUCAAGCACGGCCGCACCGAGACCGUCCGCCCGGCCUCCGUGUUCACCAAGAAGUGUUCGGAGGCCUUUGUCCGGGAGCCCUCCCGGAACAGCCCCGAGCAGCUCAAGGAGAUGCUGGCCCAGUGCUCCAAGUACCACAACCAGCUGACGAAGGAGGCGGCCAUGGGUCAGGGAUUUGACAGACAUUUGUUUGCCCUGAGAUACCUGGCGGCAGCCAAAGGGCACAAACUGCCGGAGUUGUACCAGGACCCGGCCUACGGGCAGAUCAACCACAACAUCCUGUCCACCAGCACCCUGACCAGCCCCGCCGUGAACAUCGGGGGCUUCGCCCCCGUCGUCCCCGAUGGCUUCGGGGUGGGCUACGGGGUCCACGACGACUGGAUCGGCUGCAACGUCUCCUCCUACCCCGCCCGCGACGUCAGGGAGUUCCUCCGGUGUGUGAAUAAGGCCUUGGGAGACAUUUUUGAUGUCCUAGAAGGUAAACCUGUCAGAAGCUAGGGGGAGGCUCGGGGCUCUGAGCCCGUGGCAGCUCCUCUAGGGAUAAUGUUGGGGGCAGAGGGGCUUGGCGGGAGUGUCCCGUGAGCUUUAGAAUCAUGAAAUGCCUGAGUAACUAAAAAGUUGUGUUUUAAUUUGAGAAUCGUGACCCUGACAAAAUGAAUUAGAUUGAAUCAUGAUUUCUGGAAGCUUCUUUGGGGUGGGCUUUGAGCUGGACAGAGGAGACACGUUCAGCGACUCCUUGAGGAGACCCCUGACUGCUGUCCGUGUAACGUGGCAUGGGCCGGGUCAGGGCUCCUGUCGAGAAUCCUGCGUGGUCUGCAUCGGGGAGCGAGGGGGGACCCGCCGGUUGUUGGAUGUUGAUUCUCCUACAAUAAACGCUCUCCUCAUAAAACCA
Messenger RNA from Antechinus flavipes (yellow-footed antechinus), 2445 nucleotides. It is a transcript of the gene CPT2, whose product is annotated as carnitine palmitoyltransferase 2. The transcript has 4 exons. Lineage: Eukaryota; Metazoa; Chordata; Mammalia; Dasyuromorphia; Dasyuridae. The record is from RefSeq and is a predicted model, not a curated record. Gene Ontology annotation, cellular component: mitochondrion. Gene Ontology annotation, molecular function: carnitine O-palmitoyltransferase activity. Gene Ontology annotation, biological process: fatty acid beta-oxidation. Bases 429 to 2051 code for a protein of 540 amino acids.